Molecule: messenger RNA, 2498 nt
Organism: Cynoglossus semilaevis (tongue sole)
Lineage: Eukaryota; Metazoa; Chordata; Actinopteri; Pleuronectiformes; Cynoglossidae
Gene: naa35
Product: N-alpha-acetyltransferase 35, NatC auxiliary subunit
Exons: 23
Coding region: 123-2297 (724 amino acids)
Biological process (GO): N-terminal peptidyl-methionine acetylation
Cellular component (GO): NatC complex
Source: RefSeq, a predicted model, not a curated record
UAACACAGAUAAGGACUAUCUUUCCCAUGAUGCCAACGACAUGUGACGUCAGAACAAUGCGCCAAGCGUUUUCAUUUCCGAAAAGGGUCUUUAUUAGCUAUAAUUCAAAAUACUGAGUAACCAUGGUGAUGAAGUCUGCAGUUGAUGAUGAUGAUACUGGCUGGGGUCUAGGCAUUCCAGAAAAGAUGAGGAACAGUGCCAAUUGGGUUGAUAUUACGCAGGAAUUCAAGGGUGCAUGCAAAGAGCUGAACCUUGGGGAGUUGCUCCAUGACAAACUGUUUGGUCUGUUUGAGGCCAUGUCUGCCAUAGAGAUGAUGGAUCCCAAGAUGGACGCUGGAAUGAUUGGCAACCAAGUCAACCGAAGAGUGCUCAACUUUGAACAAGCUAUUAAGGAAAAUGUCAUAAAGGUGAAAGACCUUUUUCUACCGGAACUCAUCGGCAUCAUAGACACAUGUUUCUGUUGUUUGAUCACCUGGCUGGAGGGUCACUCCCUGGCACAGACUGUCUUUACCUGCCUUUACGUCCAUAACCCCGACUUGAUUGAAGAGCCAGCCCUCAAAGCCUUUGCCCUGGGCAUUUUAAAAGUGUGCGACAUUGCACGAGAGAAGGUCAACAAGGCCGCUGUGUUUGAGGAGGAAGAUUUCCAGGCCAUGACUUAUGGCUUUAAAAUGGCCAAUAAUGUCACAGACCUGCGUGUGACAGGAAUGCUUAAAGAUGUGGAGGACGAGCUGCAGAGGAAAGUUAAGAGCACACGCAGUCGGCAGGGUGAACACCGCGACCCUGACAUUGAGCUGGAGCAUCAACAGUGUUUGGCACUUUUCAACAGAAUCAAGUUCACUCGCCUUCUACUGAGUGCACUGAUAGCUUUCACCAAAAAAGAGACCAGCUCAGUCAGUGAUGCCCAGAAGCUGGUGGCUCAGGCAGCUGACCUCUUAUCACCUAUUCAUUCCAGUAUUCAGCAUGGCAUUCAGUCACAGAAUGAUACCACCAAAGGAGACCACCCCAUCAUGAUGGGCUUUGAACCGCUGGUCAACCAGAGACUGUUGCCCCCCACCUUUCCUCGCUAUGCCAAGAUCAUUAAGAGAGAGGACAUGGUCACUUAUUUCAGCAAACUAAUAGAACGUGUGAAGACCGUCUGUGAUGUGAUCAACACCACCAACCUACAUGGGAUACUGGAUUUCUUUUGUGAGUUCAGUGAGCAGUCGCCGUGUGUCCUCUCUAGAUCCUUACUUCAGACGACAUUCCUGAUCGAUAAUAAGAAAGUUUUUGGUACUCACCUGAUGCAGGACAUGAUUAAAGAUGCUCUCAGAUACUUUGUCAGUCCUCCAGUACUUUCUUACAAGUGUUGUCUGUUUAACAACCACCAGGCCAAGGACUACAUUGACUCCUUUGUGACACAUUGCUCCAGACCUUUCUGCAGUCUAAUCCAGAUCCAUGGACACAACCGAGCUCGUCAAAGAGACAAACUCGGUCACAUUCUCGAGGAGUUUGCCACACUGCAGGACGAGGCAGAAAAGGUGGACGCAGCGUUGCACAGUCUGCUGAUGAAACUUGAGCCUCAGCGACAGCAUCUAGCCUGUCUGGGUACGUGGAUCCUUUAUCAUAACCUCAGGAUUAUGAUCCAGUACCUGUUGAGUGGCUUUGAACUGGAGCUGUACAGCAUGCAUGAAUACUACUACAUCUACUGGUACUUAUCAGAAUUCCUUUAUGCAUGGCUCAUGUCCACUCUGAGCAGAGCUGACUCCUCUCAAAUGGCAGAGGAGCGGAUCCUGGAGGAGCAGUUGAAGGCGCGUAGCAGCAAAAAGACCAAGAAAAAAAAGAAAGUUCGUCCUCUUAGCAAAGAAAUUACCAUGAGCCAGGCGUACCAGAACAUGUGUGCUGGUAUGUACAAGACCAUGGUAGCCUUGGAUAUGGAUGGAAAAGUACAUAAACCUCAGUUUGAGCUCGACAGUGAGCAGGUACGCUACGAGCAUCGCUUCGUCCCAUUUAACAGUGUUGUCACGCCGCCACCUGUGCACUACAUUCAGUUUAAGGAAAUGUCCGAUCUGAAGAAGUACAAUCCUCCUCCAGGCUCGGCCGACCUCUACCUAGCAGCCAGCAAACACUUUCAACAGGCAAAGCUUAUUUUAGAAAACAUAGCCAGUCCAGAUCCUGAGGUAAACCGUAUACUGAAGGUGGCCAAACCGAACAUAGUGGUUAUGAAGCUCCUGGCUGGAGGGCACAAGAAGGACACCAAAGUACUCCCAGAGUUCGAUUUCUCGGCUCAUAAGUAUUUCCCUGUGGUCAAGAUCAUCUGAUUCCCAUCUUUAUCUGAGGAUGUCUUUCUGUAUUUGGUGAACCUCAAAGGAGUGCAAGUCCAUUCUGCAUUGUUUGUGUGUGAGCAAAGGCAUAAAAGAACAGGCCAAAUGGAAAUGUUUACUGUCUGUCUCUAGAACACUUUUAGUGCUUGAAAUAACGAUGAAUUGCAUAUCAUGCAUAUUAAAACAUGUUGUGAAACA